UUCUGUCGCUUCUUCCGGGUAGAUAAGCACUGUCAGGUGUGUGUCACUGGUCGCUGUGCUCUCACUCUACUUACCCGCUGUCAUCAUGGCGAGUGUUCAGACAUCAUCCAACAGACCUUACCAUCUGGUGAUUUUUGGAGCCUCCGGGUUCACGGGACAGUUUGUGGUGGAAGAAGUUGCCCGGACGGCGUCUGAGGGUCCAAAAGGGAACCUCAAGUGGGCUGUGGCUGGUAGGAGCAGGCAGAAGUUGGAGCAAGUUCUGGAGCAGGCGGCCUCUGUCCUUGAAAAGCCCGAGCUGAGGACCCAAGUGGACAUCAUUGUUGCAGAUGUGGAUGAACCCGACUCUCUUACGGCCAUGUGCAAGCAGGCUGUCAUUGUUCUCAACUGUGUGGGGCCUUACAGGUUCUUUGGUGAGCCAGUGGUUAAGGCUUGUGUGGAGAAUGGAGCACACCACCUUGACAUUUCCGGAGAACCUCAGUUUCUCGAAGGCAUGCAGCUGAACUAUCAUGACAUGGCAGCCGAAAAGGGCGUGUACAUCGUCGGAAGCUGUGGAUUUGACUCCAUCCCUGCUGACAUGGGGGUCCUGUAUACUAGGGAGCAGUUCAAGGGUACUCUAACUGCAUUGGAGAGCUUCCUGACUGUCAAUACUGGCCCUGAAGGAGGAGUCAUCCACGAUGGCACGUGGCAGUCUGCCAUCUACGGCUUUGCAGACAGCGACAAGCUUCAGAGUCUUCGCCGGAAGUUUAACUACAAACCGUUGCCUUCUUUAGGCACCAAGCUGCAACGCAGGGGUGCAUUGUUCUACAGUAAUGAGGUCCAGCAGUACACGGUGCCCUUCAUGGGUUCUGAUCCGUCAGUCGUCAAGAGAACCCAGCGGUUCCUGGUGGAGGAAUAUCAGGACACUCCGGUCCAGUAUGGAGCCUAUGCAGGCAUUGGUGGCAUUGGCAGUGUCAUCAAAUUGAUGUUUGCUGGCAUGAUGUUCUGGUUGUUGGUCAAGUUCACUUUUGGACGGAACCUCCUCGUCAAGCAUCCAGAGUUCUUUUCCUUCGGACUCUUUUCCAAGGCUGGACCAACUCGGAAGCAGAUGGAAUCAUCCUCGUUUCGCUUUGCUUUCUACGGAGAAGGUUACACAGAAGGACUGGACCCCACCCAGGGAAAACCUAAUGGCAAGAUUUGCACGCUGGUUCAAGGACCAGAAUGUGGCUACGUGGCCACGCCCAUUGCUUUAGUGCAGGCAGCUCUGACAAUCCUCAACGAACCUAAAGCCUUGCCCAAGAGUGGAGGAGUGUAUACUCCAGGAGCUGUGUUUGCGAAAACCACCCUGAUCAAGCGUCUCGACAAACACGGCAUCCAGUUCUCUGUCAUCUAGUAAGGCUCCCUGUACGAUUAUGUGCUCCAGGAUUUACUUGAAGCAUUUGGAAGCAGCUGCAGAAUAACAACUCGAUGUUUCCAAUCUAGAAAAGCUCAUUCAACAUUGACAGAUUACGUUCCAACAACACUUUUGUAACUAUUCUUUUUGCACCCUUUUUUGUCCUGCAGAAUGCAGCAUUACUCAUAACUCACUGCCUGCAAAGUCAUUUAGCACCGUCAAGUACUACCAGAGUACAAAGAUACAAUCCAGAUUUUGUUCUCAUACAAUCAAAAUUUUUUUGCAAUCCACAACAGAUUUUGCAGCACUAAGAUAAUUUGUGCUGUAGAGCAUAGCAGCUUUGUGUUUAUUUGCUUGUGUUAAAGGCAUCUUCAACUUGUUUUUGUGGAUAAUGCUUUGAAUUCCACCAUAGUCAUCUUGUCCAAAUAUGUACUUGUUAGAUUGAGCAUUAAGAUUGUGCUCAAAAUGAAAUAUUCCAAUAAUACUCUGCAUAAAUUGCUUUUGUGGUCUGGAAUGAUCUCAACUAGGAUGUUGAGCUUACUCCAGGCUUGUUUUGCAUCCAAGUGCGAGUGAGGUGUGCAGAUAACAGGUCUUGCGGAUUUGCCUUUUUUUGUGAUGAAUUUUGCUGUUUUGGAUCUCUUGAAUAAAGUCAGCUCUUCAAACAGA
Messenger RNA from Syngnathus acus (greater pipefish), 2035 nucleotides. Its product is annotated as saccharopine dehydrogenase-like oxidoreductase. Gene Ontology annotation, biological process: glycolipid biosynthetic process. The record is from RefSeq and is a predicted model, not a curated record. The coding region runs from base 86 to 1369 and encodes 427 amino acids. The transcript is spliced from 12 exons. Gene Ontology annotation, cellular component: plasma membrane; mitochondrion; lipid droplet. Lineage: Eukaryota; Metazoa; Chordata; Actinopteri; Syngnathiformes; Syngnathidae.